Molecule: messenger RNA, 1233 nt
Organism: Protobothrops mucrosquamatus (brown spotted pit viper)
Lineage: Eukaryota; Metazoa; Chordata; Lepidosauria; Squamata; Viperidae
Gene: CIMAP3
Product: primary cilia formation
Exons: 6
Coding region: 128-811 (227 amino acids)
Biological process (GO): regulation of cell projection organization
Cellular component (GO): ciliary basal body
Molecular function (GO): cytoskeletal protein binding
Source: RefSeq, a predicted model, not a curated record
UGGAGCUCCGUGCCUCGGCUGGAGAGGGUCGCGGGUCGCUCUUCGAGGCGCUCUUCCUCUGAAGAGGUGUGCUGACGUGGGAGCAAGGGAAAUCCGGUGGUUUUUGCGAUCCUUCUUCGGGAUUGCCAUGCCUCAGCUGGGGAGCCCGACACUGGGCCGUUCUAACGUGCGGGUGCGAACACGGUUGGAUGUGCGAACACGGUUGGAUUUCCAAAACUACCUGGAUCCGGAAUGGGAACUGGACGAUGUACAGAAGGGAAAUUCAUUUGGAUCCUGUCAGGAAAAGAAAAUUUUCCCCUUUCAUCAUGCACCAGACCGAUUAGGUAAUGAGUAUGCACCAAUUAAAGGUGAUCCUGAUCUUGGACCAGGAGCUUAUAAUCAUGCAGAGAGGAACAAUCUUAUAUAUAACUUGGCUCAGAGACCACAGAGUACUAAAGGUUACAGCAUGGGAGCAAGAACAACACCACGUUUUGUGAUAAUAAACAAGCAUGUGACCCCUGCACCUACAACAUAUCAGUCAAUAUGGAUCAAAGAACACAAGCAUAAGACUGAACAUUUCCCAUUUCUCAGCAAUAUACCACGGUUUUUAGAGCAGGUUCAAGAUAGAGAACUCUUUCCUGGACCUGGAACUUAUGACCCAUACAGGUUGCCACACAGGCAUGUCAGCUGGCCAGGGAAGUUUGGUUCCCCAGACUGGUCUUUAGUUCCAAUGCCACAGAGAAGAACUUUCAGAGCUGAGCUGCUUUCAGAUAAAGAAUUCAAGAAAUAUCGGAAUCUGGUGGCCUAUCUGAGCAUAUAUUAUAGUGAUUAAUUCUUGUGGCUGAAGAUAUUUCCUCUCCUACAUGCUUAGACCACUAAUUUACUUUUUUAUCCUUAGAAUUAAACAUUUUUAAUUAGUUUAUUACUUCGAUUCAAUAUCCAGACUAUUUCAUAAAGAAUGUCUUUGUUAGCCUUUUAAAUGCUUCUAUUUUCCCACUGUUUCAGUAUAACACAUUUACUCUUCGGAAGAUGUUUCAAAUAUAGGAGUUUGGAUUUUGCUAACAGCCACAUCUGUUAAAAUGUUUCUGGUUUUGAACAGUUUAACUAUAGUAAUACUUAAGAAAAAUGCAGAUUUUCAAAGUAUAAUUUCUACUGAUAUGUCAGUUUGAGAGUUAAGAUCACAAUGCUCACAAAUGUCAUGCCAAAUUUGAGAAAUUAUUAUGGGAGCAAGCAUGUAUUGAUUAAAAGCUAAAA